Aspergillus caelatus is the source of this 936-nucleotide messenger RNA. RefSeq lists its product as uncharacterized. The transcript has 2 exons. The record is from RefSeq and is a predicted model, not a curated record. Bases 65 to 757 code for a protein of 230 amino acids. NCBI's taxonomy places the organism in Eukaryota, Fungi, Ascomycota, Eurotiomycetes, Eurotiales, Aspergillaceae. Gene Ontology annotation, molecular function: acyltransferase activity, transferring groups other than amino-acyl groups.
GCCCUCAAUACCCAUCCGACCCAGCCAGUCAGUUCACAAAGCCUACCUUUCAUUCAAAUCUCAGAUGGCUUCCGCCCCAGAGUUCCUGAUCCGAGAUGCCGGGAUCGUAGAAGACGACGACCAGUUCGUUGUGGCAGCCUUCGACGCAGCCAUCCCGUAUUUAACCUCGAUCGGAAGUCAUGAGCAGUGGGGGACAACUCCCUUUUCGCACCGCAAAGGAUGGGUUGACGAAACUGUACAGCAGAUAAAAGAUUCAAAGAGCUCUGCCCGCCAGAGCGACAACAAUAAGAACGGCGUUCUACGUAUCUUCAUCGUCGAGAAAGAGUGCAAUGCAGACGGUCCAGAGUGUUUCGAUCCUCGCUUGGUGCAUUAUCGAGUCUCAUCCGACCGUCGAAGAUAUCUCUCUGUUGGCUUUGCGUUCGUUCGGGAGAACUGGAUCCCAAGCUAUAUCGAGUCGCAGAAACAUCUCCAGAUACCAGAAUCUGAGCGGGAGAGCAACAUCUAUCUCGAAGUCAUGGUUACGGAUUGUCGGGUCGGUUCAUUACGCCGCGGAGCGGGAAGUGCUUUAAUCCAGGGGAUUCGAGAUUAUGGUCGCAAGAAGCAGAAGAAGGCUUUCUGGUUGGAUGGAUGGGCGGGGAAUGAUAAGAAGCUCAUUCGUUACUAUGAGCAUCAAGGCUUCCAGGUGGUCAGAGACUUUGGUCUGCCAAGAGCCAAUCAGGCGCCAUGGGCAGGGACGCUGAUGCGGAUGGAUAUUUAAAUCCAGUAUUUCCCGACAAGCCAAGAAUCAUGUAUUCAGCCUUGUAUCAUCUCGGAGAAAUUAAAGGCGUUUCGGAUUCACUGGAGAGAUGCAUCAAACCCUCCAAUCGGGGCAACCGUGCAAGCAAAGUGUGGAGAGUCGGACGCCAGCAGAUUUCCCGAAAAAAGAGGGACAACUCC